Molecule: messenger RNA, 2048 nt
Organism: Closterium sp. NIES-67
Lineage: Eukaryota; Viridiplantae; Streptophyta; Zygnematophyceae; Desmidiales; Closteriaceae
Source: the annotation of a GenBank genome assembly
GUCGUUUCUGUGAGAGCCGAUGAGUGAGCGCAGUCACUCACACUGACGACCCGCACAACAGCAUCGUCAAGCCCAUCACGUGGAAUCAUGGAGCACGAGAGCUGACGUGAAUCUCAAGGAAGGCACGAGAAUGCCAUCAAAUGCGUACAGCGUCUACUAUUACCGAAACGCUUCUUUGCCCAACAAGACGCGUCAUCCACCGCUUCGCCGCGCCGCUCGCCUUGCCAACAACGCCGCGUCGCUGCUCGUCGCCCCGCUCCCUUCUCCCCGCACGGCACGCGGUGGGGCAGCAGCGCAUGGCGGCCGCUGGGAUCUCCGCGGAGCACGCACCACCACCACCGCCGCACGCCACGCUUCAGGCGCCGUUUCUCUUCGACCACGAUGGCGGCGCGCCGUCCGCCAUGGCGUUCAACACGUGGCACGCCGACUACGCCAAUCACUUCGCUUGCACCUUCACAAACGCGAUCAUGCUGUUCACCUGCCAGGCCGACGGCUCCAUCGCCUACCACCACACGUGCUUCCAUGCGGGCAGAGCUGAGAACGCGGACGCCGCAGCUCCAAGCACGGCUGCGCCAGAGCCGAAUGCGGACGCCCCUGGACCAGCUGCAGGGCGAGGCGGCGAGCGGUACGCGGCGGUGGCGUGGAUGGUGGGCGCGGAGGAGCGCGUGCUCAUCGCCGCUGGGGGCCAGCUCGGAGCAAUCAGCAUCGUGGACUUCCACACGCGGCGGCACAUCAAGACGCUGAUGGGGCAGGGUGAUGCCAUCACAAAUCUCUGUGCGCAUCCAUCUCAGCCAUCCAUUCUCCUCUCUGCCAGCAAAGACGGCUCCGUGUGGGUGUGGCACGUGGAGCGCGGGGUGUGCUGCAUGGUUCUCGUGGGCAUCCACCGAGGCCCGGUGCUCACUGUGGACGUGAGCGGCCUGGAGCGGAUGGCAGUGGUGACGGCGGGGGAGGAUGCGAGAGUGUGCGUGUGGAACCUCAGAGAGCACUGGCACCUCGUGGAUCGGGCGGCUGCGUGGGAGGGGAGGCCGUCCGACUUCCCCACCAAGCAAGUCACGCUGCCGGGCUUUGUGGCGUCUCGAGUGCACUCCAGCCCCAUUCAGCAGGCCUGGUUCCACGGAGGCCUCUUUGUCUCGCAGUGCGUGGCGGGCAGCGUGCGAGUGUGGCAGUGGAACUUCAAGCGGGGGGUCGACAUAAAGGAGGGCUCCUCUGAGGUCCUUCUUGAGUUGGAGGCGCCUCCCCCCUCGGAUGGCCGCCCCCCGCGCUUCUCCAUGACAGCACCGCGGCGCGUCCUCGCACUCCGGAGCGGCACGGAUGAGGUGGCGGUGUAUAGAGUGGGAGACAUCUCACAGCGCCUCAGCCUGCGCCCCAACCCCAGCGUGCCCAUCAGGGGCGUGGCACUGUCGCACGAUGGCAGCAUGGUCCUGUGCUGCUGCGCCAAUGGCCGCAUCUACCGCUGGGACAUCUGCCCUCCACUGGACCCCGCAACACACCUCGAGAUUGUGCCGGACAGUGAGAAUGAAGCAUGAUGCGAGCUGCUGUCAUGCAAGCACUGCACAGCACACGCGCGUUCCGGUUGCGCCGUCUGCGCACCCCAGGACUCGAUUUCAAGGAUAAAGUUAGCAGGGGGAUCCAAGGUUUUUGAGACUUCUGAAAAGUUGAAGUUUAGCAGGGGGAUCCAGGGUAUGUCACCCUUUAUCUUGCAUGGCUCUGGAGCACCCCAUUGUCUCAUGGACGUACAGCAUAUUCGCCUGGCCUUGCUCUCCUGCCCAUUGUGUUAAAUUAUAUCUUUGAUAUAUAAUUGGUAGGCUUGGUAGGUGUUACUGGAACCUACUGUAGAGGGUACAAACCCCCUCCUUUUAUCCCUCUCUUCUAUUCUCUUCACACUUUUCUCUCGUCAACUUAAGUUCCUAGCUAAACCCUCGUACCAUUCUAUGGCUUCUUACCGUUCCUAGCAGGGCCCUAGAUAUCAGCCUUUUUACGCUGAUUCAGGGUUUUUUCAGACUUUUUUUUAGGGUACACACUGAUCACUCAGCCUUUUUUGGAUAAGU